AUGUGCCUCGCAGCGCUCUUCCAUGGGCGGCGCCUGCUGCUGGCAGCCAUGUUACUGGCCGCCGUGCCGGCCAUCGCCAUGCUCCUCCUGGCCACCACUUCCACCGACAUGGGCCUCCAGGCCGGGUGGAUGGGCUCCCCGCUGGCGUUGGCGACGCCGAUCUUGGCUGGCUGGCUGCUGGUUGGCGGAGACCCGGGCAGUGUGGCCGGGGCAAUGUCCUGCCAGGCGGGCCAAAAUGUCACCGUCCCCGAAAUGCUGCACGCCCUGUUGCCCGAGGCGCCCAGCUUCCCCGUGAAGCGCAGCCUGGCCGGGGCUCUCUUGUCAGCCUCGGGAGCCACGCACCUCUUCGACUCGAUGACCGCCUCGAUCUCACGCGCCUGGCACGGGGCCGGCCCCUCCGGCGCUCCUGGCAGCGGCGCCGGGGCCUUCGCCGCUCCACGCUUCCUCUCGGAUCCCGGGUCGCCGACGCGGCCGCCGACCAUCAGAAGCACGACCGGGCCCGGGGGCGGCGGUGGUCCUGGCGCCAACGGCCUGGGCGCGCCACACCUGCAGGUGCCGGUUUUCGUCGCGACCCAGGCACCUAGUGACUCGGUCGUUGACCCCCGGGCGCGAGACCCGCGCGUCCCGACCUUCAGCAAGCCCGUGUUCCAGGCUCCCACCCUGGCGAAACCCAAUAACACCUGA
Molecule: messenger RNA, 684 nt
Organism: Fonticula alba
Lineage: Eukaryota; Rotosphaerida; Fonticulaceae
Exons: 1
Coding region: 1-684 (227 amino acids)
Source: RefSeq, a predicted model, not a curated record